AUGUUUACUAAGACUAAAGUGGAAGCAGAUGAACUAAUUUUUGUCUCUUUUCCGAACAGUGGCUAUGACUUUGGGUACCUGAUUAAAAGUUUGUCCAACUCAAAAUUGCCAGAUGAAGAGGUUGACUUCUUCGAGAUUCUUCGUUUAUUUUUUCCCAUCAUUUAUGAUGUGAAAUACCUCAUGAAGAGCUGUAAGAACUUGAAGGGUGGUCUGCAGGAGGUAGCAGAGCAGCUUGAGCUGGAGAGAAUUGGACCUCAGCAUCAGGCAGGCUCUGACUCACUCCUCACAGGAAUGGCUUUCUUCAAGAUGAGAGAGAUGUUUUUUGAGGAUCACAUUGAUGAUGCAAAGUAUUGUGGUCACUUGUAUGGACUGGGUUCAGGCUCAUCCUAUGUCCAGAACGGCACCGGAAACGCUUACGAGGAGGAGGCAAACAAGCAGCAGUCAUGACACAACAAGAAUCCCUCACCAUAAACAACCUCAUAUACAGGGCUCAAAACAUGGGUUUUUAGUUGUUUUGUUUUUCAUGAAGGAUUUGAUAAGAUUUUGCACUUUAAAGCUCUCAUCCGACAGAA
Molecule: messenger RNA, 572 nt
Organism: Sinocyclocheilus grahami
Lineage: Eukaryota; Metazoa; Chordata; Actinopteri; Cypriniformes; Cyprinidae
Product: CCR4-NOT transcription complex subunit 7-like
Exons: 4
Coding region: 1-447 (148 amino acids)
Cellular component (GO): CCR4-NOT complex
Molecular function (GO): nucleic acid binding; poly(A)-specific ribonuclease activity
Source: RefSeq, a predicted model, not a curated record